Trichogramma pretiosum is the source of this 6292-nucleotide messenger RNA. RefSeq names its product transcription initiation factor TFIID subunit 4-like. NCBI's taxonomy places the organism in Eukaryota, Metazoa, Arthropoda, Insecta, Hymenoptera, Trichogrammatidae. Gene Ontology annotation, cellular component: transcription factor TFIID complex. The record is from RefSeq and is a predicted model, not a curated record. The coding region runs from base 361 to 4617 and encodes 1418 amino acids. Gene Ontology annotation, molecular function: RNA polymerase II general transcription initiation factor activity; DNA binding; protein heterodimerization activity. The transcript has 13 exons. Gene Ontology annotation, biological process: transcription initiation at RNA polymerase II promoter; DNA-templated transcription.
AAUUAGACAUUAAGUAUUCCUUUCAGGCGGUACACGCAGCGAUUUUCACAUUCGAACGGAAAUAAUUCAAACAAACUAAAUAAUCAUAACUGUCGCUACAGCUUUGUAACAUUAUUGAGCAUAGCCACAGAAGGAAAGGACCAACGGCUUGUUUAUACCAACAGCGGGAGCUGCAGUGCAGGUACUCGCUGAUUUUUUGUUUCAGAGCCACUGACAGAUCUCAGCAUUUUGUGACAAAGCUCUCAUAGCUCUUGGGACGACCGUUUCGUGUUGCGCGCGCUCGCAGAGCAUCAUCGAGGUUAUAAUAUAGCGCUUUUUACGCGAGCUGCCACCGUCGCCGCCGCCGCAAUCGAUAUCGUCAUGGCUAGAUACAACUUACGAUCACGACGACGGACGAUCGAGCCGACUUCAAGUUCGAUUGGCCCCGACGCUGCAGCAGCAGUUGCGUCCAACGCACCGGUUAACACGCCGCCGACGCCGCAGCCGCCGACCAGUGACGCCGACGAUCAAUCGCCGCCGCCUGCUACCGCAUCAUCAUCCACUGCUGACGCUAGUUCACCUGCAGCAGUAGCGGCUGCUGCUGCUACGACUACCGCUGCCGUCGAAUCAUCCACGUCCCCUGCCGAGGUGGUGCCCGAAGAAGGCCCCGUGACGACGACGACGACGGUCGAUCAAUCAGCAGCUACUACGACGACCACGACGACGUCUAGGACGCCGUCGCCACCGACAGAGCAAGCAGUACCGGUACCGGCCACGACGAGCAGUUCGACUUCUCCGCAAACGACGAGCACGCAGCCGCAGUCGCCAGUCGCGGUUGACGCACAGACAGCCGCUCCUGUUGUUGCUACUACUGCUACGGCAGUCACUACCAGCAGCACCACCACCCAAGACUCAACCAACAUGACUGCUGCACAAGAGCUGGCCAAGCACACUGUCGUCACUUCUGCUGCCAUGCAGCAACAACAACACACAGCAAACAACGUGGUGCCGAGCAGCAGUCCUACGCCGACUUCGAGCCCGCCAGUAGCCGUGAACACAUCCUCUGAUGCAGACAAUCAAAUCACAGAUACCAUCAAUCGUGUUGCUAGUGGUGCUGUUCCAAUAAUCCCAGUGAUCAGUCAGACAGUGCCUCCAGUGACUCAGGUCAUUUCCAAUGUCAACCAACUUGACACUGGAUCCGGACAAAUUACCCAAAAUCUUGCUCAAACUACUGCCUCUAUCAAUCAGCUUUCAGCCACGAUCGAUCAGGUUGCAUCUGGUAUCACGCAGGUCUCUACAGUAGGCAAUCAAAUUUCUACGCAGGUUCCUACUGUUGUGAAUCAAAUUUCCUCUCAGCCUCCUAUAACCCUUCAUCAAAUUUCCACGCAGCCUACUAAUUUAAAUCAAAUUCCCAUAAAAACUUCAACUAUUCCUCAUCAAAUUACCUCGCAGGCUCCAACCCUCCAACGCUCAAUAGUUACCGACCCUUCAAAAGCCCCUCAAAUAGCCAAGGGGAUCAUACGAUUGCCUGCACCUGGUAUUCAAGAAUCUAGUACUGUUAAUCCAAUCAUAACCAAACUGAAUCAAGGCCCUGCGGGCUCUGCACAAGCUUCGAUUCCUGUAAGUCAAGUUUCUUCUACUAUUAAUCCAGUCACAGCAACUAUCAAUCAGGUGGCUUCCGGAAUCACUCAAGCCUCUUCAUCUGUAAACACAAUUAAUCCAGUCACUGCAACUAUUAAUCAGGUUGCAGCUGGACUAACAGAAAUCUCGGCUCCUGUUAAUCAAGUUUCAACCACAAACAGUCAAGUUUCCUCUGGUAUUACCCCAGCCAUGGUGUCAAGCAAUCAACUUACUGCUACAAUAAAUCAAGUAGCUAGUGGUUUGGGUCAAAUAUCUACGCCUGUCAGUCACGCUGCUACUUCUAUGAAUCAAGUUUCUGCUACAAUUAAUCAGGUUGCAACAGGUUCUACGCCAGUCUCUGUCUCUGGAGUCACCGCAGCAACUCAACUGGCCAAUCUUGCAAAGGUACAAUCUGGUGAAAAUGUGAAACUUGUAUAUACUGGUACUGGUCAGAUCCUGACAACAGCUAACAUGGUUACUGGACCUAAUGGAAAAAUUGCCUUUCCGGCUGCCCAGCUUGCAAAUGGGACCAUUGCCGUUGCUGGAGGACAACCUGUGCUACAAGCCACAUCUAACACAGUGAGCAAUACUACUGGAACAAUUCGCAGCACAACUAAUCAGUCAGUUAAGCAGACUGCUUUGGUUAUUAAGGGUAAUAUGGCACCCACUGGCAUGGUAACUCUACCGUUAAGUGCCCUGCCAGUGAGUGCUACUGGCACAGCCUCUGCUAAUACGGUUACACAUGUUGCUAACACUGCUACACAGCCACAGACUGGUAAACAGACUGUGGUGUCUAAUCCUGCUGCUGCGUCUCAAACCCAAGCUGCAGCAUCCACGGUUAUGCCCAGUAAUGUACAGAUACUCAAUGUAAAUACUAUGCGACCAGCCACUACUGUGGCUAGUCAACAAGGUGGUAAACAGGUCAAUACUGCACGGGUUGUAAUAGGACAGCACAUGAUGCAAGGCAGAGCGGGAGCAUCGGGGAUAACUCUUCAGGCUUUGCAGAGUUUACAAGUUGCAUCCGCUGGAGGUCAUUUAUGGUUGAAGACAGAAAAUGGUCAACUACAAUUGUUAAGGGUUGGUCCAGCACCAUCUGCAAAUGCUCCAGCAGGAACUGUGCCCCCUACAAGUUUAGCAGGUCAAACUGUUGUAGGAACUCCAGGACCAACAGGCACAACAUACCGUCUGGCAACUUUGCCUGCUGUAAGUAGGCUGAAUACACAGUUUACUGGUCCAGCUCUAACCACAAUGAAAAGGCCUAUACAGACUGUUGCACCCACUGUUACAACAACAACAACUGUGACAACCCCUGCAACCACUGCUGUAGCAACUGUUACAACAACAGCACCAGCACCAGUGACCAAUUCAGAAAGUGUGCAAACACAGCGUAAUUCAUCAGAUAAUACCAAAGAAAAGUGCCGAAAAUUUUUAGCAAAUUUGUUAGAGCUGUCUAGUCGAGAGCCAAGACAGGUUGAACGAAGUGUUCGUACUCUGAUACAAGAAUUGAUUGAUACAAGAGUAGAGCCAGAAGAGUUUUGCGAUAGGCUUGAAAGGCUUUUGAACGCUUCUCCUCAACCAUGUUUGAUAGGGUUUUUGAAAAAGAGUCUACCGCUAUUACGGCAAUCUCUUGUUACCAAGGAGUUGGUAAUCGAAGGAAUAAGACCACCACCAGCAAAUGUUGUUUUUUCCAUAGCUUCAGCUACACCUACUGUAGUACAGCAAAACCAAAGGCCAACUGUUGCGGUUGCACCGGCUUCUACAGCAGGCGCACCUGCGCCUACACAAGUCAUUUCAUCUGCAGCGGCAAUUCCGUCUCCAAUGGUUCCAGGACAAAUACGUCUACAAGCUCCUCUCACAGGAAUCACAAAUUCUCCUCGGCCUCCUCAACCAAUAAUUCAGCAGAGAGCGAAUGCGAAAAAACCAGCACCAUCUAUCAUUACAAAAAAAGUACGACCUGCGACAACUGUGGUUCGUCCACCAACGCAAUUUCAAGUAAAAACUUCAACGGUUCCUGCUGCUCCACAACAGCCACCGAUUAUUAGACCACCACCUCCAGUAAUAAUUCAAAAAAAUUUACCAAGCACAGCUGCUGUUAAAACUGCCCAAGCUGGUCAAGUUGCUACAACUAAGGUUACUGCUAUCACCACAACUGUGUCCAAUCAAGUUAGCAAAGCCAAUGUGCCUUCUCCGCAAAUUAAGCAAGCGGUCAUUAAAGAAAAAGAAAAAAAGAACUUUUCGUCAGCAGCAUUCACUGGUGACGAUGAUAUUAAUGAUGUAGCAGCUAUGGGAGGUGUCAAUAUACUCGAAGAAAAUCAACAAAUUCUAGGCACGUCUAAGUUAGUUGGAACUCAAAUUAGAUCUACUAAAGAUGAGGCAUUAAUGCAACUGAGUUAUCUUCAGCAAAGAAUUAAUACCAUAGUGAGUCAGCAUGGACUAGAAGAACCUAAUCAGGAAGUUGCUACAUUAAUUUCACACGCUGCUCAAGAAAGACUUAAAAACUUGAUUGAGAAAUUGGCAAUCAUUGCCGAACACAGAAUAGAUCUUAAUAAAGCUGAUCCUAGGUAUGAAGUAACACAAGAUGUAAGAGCUCAAUUAAAAUUUUUAGAAGAAUUAGAUAAAGUAGAAAGAAAAAGACACGAUGAGGCAGAAAGAGAAACACUUUUGAAGGCUGCCAAAUGCCGAACAAAACCAGAAGAUCCCGAGCAGGCUAAACUCAAAGCAAAAGCGAAAGAGUUACAACGAGUGGAAAUGGAAGAAGCACGACAACGCGACGCUAAUUUGACAGCUCUGCAAGCUAUUGGUCCCAGGAAAAAGCCUAGACUAGAUCUUAGUGGAGCUAGCACUACCACCGGGCCAACUGGUAAUAGCAACGUUGCAGGAACAAAUACUGGUCUCAACAGAACAUUAUCAAUGCGACCUAGACUGAAACGUGUUAAUUUUCGUGAUUUGCUUUUCUUACUUGAACAAGAAAAGGAAACGUGUAGAAGUACAAAUUUAUAUAAAGCUUAUUUAAAGUGAUGGACACCUUAUGUGCAAUAGGACGUGCUUCCUCAAUCUAUCUGUCUGUAAAUUACAGUCUAUUUACUCAGAUUGAGAGUGGAUUAAAAUCUAGGAUAAAUUUUCAAAGAAAACAUUUCUUUUUUGUGUUUCCAUAUGAAUCACCAUUUAUUUACUCAGUUAUCUGUUACAUGAUUAACAGUGAACACGAAUGGCGAAUUUUCUGUAAAAAUCAAUGUGUAUAUUGUCAAAAACUUCAAUUUCUUAUUGAAGUUCCGGUUUUAGAUAUUUUUAAGCUGGAAGUGAAAAUAAUUAUAUUAUAAGAAAAGCCUUGAAGGUAUAUCAGCCCAAUUUACUGAUAAUUGGUGUGAGCUGUAGUUCAGAUCCUCUAUUUAUAAUUGCAUAAAUUGUACAGCAUGUUUGUAAUCAUUUUUUUUCUUCAUUCAUCAUUUACAGUGAACAUAAAUGUGUUAGGUUGCGUCAAUAUCUUUAUUAAUUAAUAAUAAAUUAUGUGCUAAAUUUAAUUGUCGAGGUAGAAGUUGAAUAUUGUUUUCGUAAUUUAUGUAGUUUUUUCAGAUUUUCUACAAACCAUCUUUGUAACGUUUCAACCUAUAUAGACAUCUUUAAGAAAAUUGGAAAAUUUUCUCCAAGUAAGAUAUGUCAACUUGGAGCUAGUGUAAUUUUACACCUUCAUGUACGGUUAAAUUUUGAUGGUUUGUAGAACUUUUUUGAAUGAUAAAAAAACAUACCACUCGUGUAAUCGAUUAUUGGUGCCGAUAAAAUUUAUGCUAUUGUUUGAAUAUAUAUUUAAAUUACAAAAACGGCGACCGAAAAAAUGUCUAUGAAUGUGCCUGAAUAUUCGUGUGAACGAUCUUGACGAAUUAAUAAUUGGUUACAUGAUUGCAAGAUAACUACAAAAUGAGAAACUUAUCUUGGUUACUGUUAAUUCUUGAUUAUUAAUUAGCCUCAAUUUACGAGAACAUUUUGCGCCUAUAUAAAAGCAAUUUUUUAUAUAAUUAGUGCUGCAAGAACUUUAAGCUGCAAUCUUUCUAUGAAAUUAUCAUUGAAAACUUGAUAGGUCGUAGAUCAAUUGAUUUCUGAUCUGAAUUUAUACAUCACUAAUUGAGCAUGUUUUAUGAAAUGAAUAUGCUUCAAGAAAACUAAAAUUUUGUCUUAAAAACUCAUUUUAUGUUUGUUUUGUAUCCAUAAGGGUAUCAUGAAAGCGAUUAAAAAAUGCACAAUGCAUGAGGUACAUCUUCAUAAAUAUCGAUAAAAUGUACAUAAAUCUAUAUGAAUAUCGAUGGACCGAAAAAAUGUGUCUUUUAAAAGUUGUUGUUCCAAAAAGAAUAAUUUUUGGUUCAAUUCACCAAAAUUGUGGGUGUACAUAGUUAAGGCUGUGCUUCUGCGGAGAUGUAAUACUGAUGUAUAAUAAAAAAUUGGCGAAACCACUGUAAAGGUUGUAUUUAAAGCUAAAUUUUUUACAACUAAAUAGUUUUUUUACAGUUGUUUCAAUUUUCAACUUUUAAUCGAUAAAUAAUAUAUGAUUCUAUGUGUGAGUUACCCCUUUCCCAGAAGCUGUAAAUAUAUAUUUAAUCCUGCAUUGCUCUCGAGUUAUGCCUCGUAAAAUUGUGUUUUUGUUAUUGAUUUUGUAAGUGUAUUUACGAUGAUUAGAAUAAAAUUUAUUAAAAAGAUCAAA